AUCUGGAGGUUUUUUUCCCCCUCAAGUUGUUUUUUGCAGAGAGCAGCUUUGCAGAGAAUCACAGAAGAACCUCGCUCUUGUUUGUUUUCUCUCUUGUUGUUUUUAACCCUGCGUUUCUUUAAAUUGUACACCUUUUUUCUCAAACUCAACAGUGGAUUUAAACCUGAGCGCAGCUUCAUUAUGCCACUUGCUUUCCGAAUAAACAGCUUUUGUGGCAAUUUUUCUUUAGAAUACCCUGGUCUUUCUGUCACCCACGGUGAUUUAAGCCCUGGACUGACCCAGUUUUAGUGUUUUAGCCUCCAUGUGUUAACGCGAGCUGUCAGUGGAGAUGUUUUCAUCAGGAGAAGAGCUUAAUUCCCAUUUGUUUACCUCACUGAAGGAGUCCCCUGGAGCUGCAAUCUCCCCAACACUGGAGCUCAGUCUAACUACCAUUUAUACUGUCCUCUACUCCCUCCUGUUUGUUUUCGUCUACCUGCAGCUGUGGCUCAUUUUGCACUACGGACACAAGCGCUUCAGCUUCCAGAGCGUGUUUUUGUUUCUGUGUUUGCUGUGGGCAGCGCUGAGGACCACCCUCUUCUCUUUCUACUUUAAAAAUGUGGUGCAGGCCAACCAGCUGCAGCCUCUGGCCUACUGGCUGCUCUACUGCUGCCCUGUCUGCCUGCAGUUCUUCACCCUCUGCCUGCUCAAUCUCUACUUCACACAGGUGAUGUUUAAGGCUAAAGCCAAGUAUUCCCCAGAGCUUACCAAAUACAAGAUUCCUCUACGUUUGUUCUUCCUGUGUCUCAGUGUGUGUUUCCUCGUGGUGAACCUAACAUGUGCACUGUUGGUGCAAGAAGCUAUGGAGCACUCCGAAUCACCAAGUGAUGGGGGUAUCAGACACGCGGUCUUGGCCCGCGUCCUGAUCAACGACAGUCUGUUUGUCUUGUGCGCCGUGUCUCUGGCCGUCUGCGUCUUCAAGAUUGCCAAGAUGUCAUCUGCCAAUGUUUAUCUUGAAUCUAAGGGAACGUCAGUGUGCCAGGCCACAGCCAUAGGAGCCGUGGUGAUUCUCCUCUACACGUCCAGAGCCUGCUACAACCUGGUGGUGGUGGCUCUGUCCCCGCAGGACAGACCCAGUCCCUUUAACUGUGGCUGGUACAGUGUUUCUGAUCAGGCUGAUGUGCAGGAGAUCAGUGGUGAAGCCUACAUCGUGUUUGGGAUCAUUUUGUUCUUCUGGGAGCUGCUACCAACCAGCUUAGUGGUGGUUUUCUUCAGAGUCCAGCGGCCCAACCAAAACCUGGCUCCAGGAGGGAUGAUCAACAGCCACAGUUUCAGCUCCAGAGCGUACUUCUUUGACAACCCUCGGCGCUAUGAUAGUGACGAUGAUCUGUCCAGAAGCAUCAACAGUAGGGCUGAUCGGGCCAGCCUCCUCUCCACCACUCCCCAGCUGGGUGCAUCUACUUGGUACGGCUCCAUCCAGUGUAACGGGACUCUAACAGCGGGCACCGCGUCCGCUCAGGAACCGCCAUCUUCCACCGCCCCUGUCCUCUUUGCCUAUGGCAACAUCCAGCGUCACCAUCACCAUCACAACUACUACUCCACCCCACAGAACAAUAACUACCACCACCAUCACCAUCAUCACAGUAACUACUAUUCCACAUCACAAAAUUAUUACUGCGGAUCACAAACGUAUUUCUGCACCCCACAGAAUUAAGCGUCCAAAAGACUAUAGCAUGAUCACCUGCAUUUGCAUUCUUUGUUUUGCUUCCCCGUCAACAUAAAAGCAGGUGUGCUAUAAAGUGCUAAUCUGGAAAAUCCCUGAGUUGGGCAUACGUAUACUGUACUGGAAAUAAGUUUGCCAAUUUAUUUUUGGAGAAAAGUGGUGGAAUCAGCAGCAACUGGGAAGUUGUUGUUCCAUGACUAAGUGCUGUGUGAAGACUUCACUGUCUGCUGAAAGCAGUAAAGUACUGCCCAUGGAUAAAAGAAUUAGCAUGAAUAUGACAAAGACCAAACUCUCAAUCAUCAGGUACAAGAUCAUCAUAGCAACUGUAGGUGUUCAUAAGUGGCUUAUGUUUCUGUUGUCAGUCGGUACAAAUAUAGAUAUUAGUGGUUCUGGGCUACUUUUACUGGUAGGCCUAUGCUGGGGCUGGUGUUUUUGUCCAAGGGUCAUCUACAAAUGAAGAUGAAGGAGACCAAGGGUAGUAGACAUAUCAAUGGGGACUAGAAUACAAUGCUGAGUAACAUUAAUUAGUUUUGUUUCCUCCUUGUAGAACCACCACUGCACAGGAAGUUGUCAUUUUUAAAUGAGCCUAUACAAAUCAUUUUGGUGGCAGUAAAGGAUGUAGGGCCCUACCUUGAUCCUGAUAUUAAAAGAUGUUUUUGUGGUUUAAUUUCACUUUAAAGUCUGAAAACAUUAAGACAAGAAUUAGCUUUUGCUAAUUUGCCACUGGCUGUCUGUAAAAACAACAAAACCAUCAAAUACAGACCCUUCCAUCACAGACUUUCUGAUAUUAUAUUGUUAUUAGCAAAUUAUUGUUUCCAAAACUGUGAUUGAUGUCCGUUCCACACAUAGAGAAAGUCGUACGAACGCUGUUUGCAAGCUUCAAACUUUAGUCUGCUUGCCCUGUCUUUCUUUACUCGUGGAUUCUUGUACAGGUUGACAUGUACAAUAAGCUUUAGUGCAGUUUUCAGGACUGAUAGCAAUCAAAAUACUGGUCAGUUUAAUAUAGUGUUAUGUUAUCAAAUUUCAUUCUUGCUGCCGUAAAACAUGUAAUGUAGCUGUCAUAUGAUGCACAAACCUGGCCCAACAUCCCACUGCUGUUGGAUUUAAAUAUAUAAGAUGCCAAUUUUUUACACAUACUGCAAUUAUACUAUAUAAACAAAGUAAAAUAUGUGAAAGCA
Solea senegalensis (Senegalese sole) is the source of this 2877-nucleotide messenger RNA. It is a transcript of the gene gpr137c, whose product is annotated as G protein-coupled receptor 137c. Lineage: Eukaryota; Metazoa; Chordata; Actinopteri; Pleuronectiformes; Soleidae. The record is from RefSeq and is a predicted model, not a curated record. Gene Ontology annotation, biological process: positive regulation of TORC1 signaling. Bases 329 to 1690 code for a protein of 453 amino acids. Gene Ontology annotation, cellular component: lysosomal membrane. The transcript has 8 exons.